Molecule: messenger RNA, 1214 nt
Organism: Phaedon cochleariae (mustard beetle)
Lineage: Eukaryota; Metazoa; Arthropoda; Insecta; Coleoptera; Chrysomelidae
Source: the annotation of a GenBank genome assembly
GGGGGUUAUAGGCAUCUUAGUAUUCUUAGUUCUGGCCGUUCUGGGUUUUAGUCUUUUAGUACUGCUUCUGAACAAAUAGCAGGAAGAAUUUUAUCUACGGUUAGUGUCUAGUUUCUGGAAUUAUUUUCGUAUUUUGCUAAUUUGAUUUGCCCAACAUUUUUUAUUAAUAUCUGUGAUUUAUCAUAAUAUGGCAUCUGCAAGCAGUAAAGGAACUUUCCAACCCGAUUCAGAUGUUCACAUAUCUUACGAAGAUCAACAAAAAAUUAACAGAUUUGCCAGGCUGAACGCAAAACUCGAGGAUUUCAAAGAUGAAAUCAAAGUCAAAGAGAACGACCUGAAGAGUCUAGAAGAUGCAUGUGAUGAAAUAGCUCUCUUCGACGAUGAGGAGCAAGUCCCUUAUUUGGUUGGUGAAGUUUUUAUAUACCAGAAUGUCGAGAAAACUCAAAAAUGUUUGGAUGAUGCAAAAAAAAGAAUCCAGGAUGACAUCAAGCAGUUCAAAGAAAAAUCAAAUGGAGUUAAGGAAACAAUGAGCGAUUUGAGAUCACAUUUAUAUGGAAAAUUUGGAAGCCACAUUAAUUUAGAAGCUGAUGAAGACUAAUCUCAAAAACCUUUUUUUAAUUGAUUACCUCUUGUAUUUAUUGUCCAAUGAGUGAUGAAAGUACAUUAAUAUGCCUUUCAUUUUCUAAUGCAUGAUUAACCAGUGUUAACUGAAUUUAUAAAAUUUCCAGGAAUUUAAUACAUGCUUACAUUUAUUUCCAUGAGUGUUGAUUUUUUUCAAUGAAAAAGAAACAUUACCAUGAAUAUGCAUUUUAUUUUCUACAAACUACAAAGCACAAAUCAGGUAUGUUUCAGAAUACUGUUCUGAUAAACAUAGGGUUCUGCCACUAAGAUAAACAUUUGUUAAUACUGGCAGAUUUCAUUCAGAGACUAUCCAGUCACCUAGUUAGUGUGUUAGUGAUGCCUCUCACUAAUUCCUUGACAUCACUGUUCCAUGAACAUAAUGGGGAUUUAAGUAUCUUCCUAUUAUUUGUUAAAUAAUAUCAAAGAAUUUCUUGGUUUGGCAAUUUAUUGGACGGAAUUCCAAAAUAUAGGUUGAGAAGUAACUCCAGAAUUGAAGAAUUUCUUUAUAUCAUUUUGUAUCUGUAAAUAUCAGAUAUUUUUCUGCUCAAUGUAUUAAUUUAGUUGUGGCCAAAUAAAAAUACAGAAUGCUUUUC